AUGUCCUCAUCCUUCUCUAGCCAGGUCCUCAACGGCUCGUAUCACGGCCACGCACCCGAAUCAUUUGGCGGGUUUUUCGAUACUUGGCUCCGUGAGAAAGAAACCGACCUUGAGGAUCUCAAGGCCGCGAUAGCCUACAGCGAGUCGACUCGAUCUUGUAACGAGUCCAUGCGUAAUCGUGUGCGCCGAAUUAUGGGUCACUACGAGAACUACUACCGAGUCAAGUCCGAGUCAACGAAAAAAUACGUCUUAAAGAUGUUUUCCCCACCGUGGAUGUCCAACCCCGAGGGAUCCUUCCUUUGGAUUGGUGGGUGGAGGACUAGUACGACACUCUACUUGUUAUUCUCGGUGGCCGGAAUUCAAUUCGAGGCCAGGUUUGGAGAGCUGCUAAGGGGGCUGAGGACGGCCACUACCGGCGACCAGGGAGACCUCUCACACAGUCAACUCACCCAAGUUAACGAGUUGCAGGUCCAGACCAUAUGCGAAGAGAAAGACUUGACGGAACGCCUUGCUGCACAACAAGAGAUCGUGGCUGACACGUCAAUGGUCGAGCUAUCACAUAUAGCUACUGAGUUAAUGCGGGACUCUAACUCGAAAAGUUCAGGUCAAGUUGGGACUAGGUCAAUGAAUGAACGAGUCGAGUCGACUCUAGACACUAAACAGAGAAAGUUCAAGGAGAUACAAGAGAAGGCUGAUGAUCUACGACUGAGAACUCUCAGGAAUGUGGUGGACAUUUUAACCCCAAUCCAAGCCGUUCAUUUCUUGAUUGCAGCCGUUGUGCUUCAUUUGAGGGUUCAUGAAUGGGGUAUGAAGAAAGAUGCUAUUGCACAUUCACCCCAAAAUUAA
This is a messenger RNA of Spinacia oleracea (spinach), 846 nucleotides long. Its product is annotated as protein DOG1-like 3. The transcript has a single exon. Gene Ontology annotation, biological process: DNA-templated transcription. Bases 1 to 846 code for a protein of 281 amino acids. The record is from RefSeq and is a predicted model, not a curated record. Gene Ontology annotation, molecular function: sequence-specific DNA binding. Lineage: Eukaryota; Viridiplantae; Streptophyta; Magnoliopsida; Caryophyllales; Amaranthaceae.